UAGAAGCACUGAAUGUGCCACUGUCACAAAUGAAGCUGGAGAAAGUAGUGCCAUGUUGCCUUGUCUUUUAAAAAUCUCCAGGUGACUGUGUCUUUGUUAGUGCCUCCCUGUUGUCAAGGUCAUCUGCAGAUUUUCUGCCUGUUACAAUUUGUAUUUUCCAUGAUUCAUAAACAGUCAGUUUUGUACUUGUCACGUAGGCACGGCACAAGGCAGGUGUGUCUGUUGUAAGACGCGAGUGGUCAGGUGAAAUAAACCACUGAGGUCACCCUGGCUGAUCAGACUUUCACAAUCCUUCAUGGUUUUAUUUAUUUUUUCAUCUGCUUAUGUCAAAACGUUGGGAGCUGCUUAUUAGAAUUCGUAAAUACUAUCAGGUUUCCAUCUACCCAUUUCCAAGUGGUCCCUGUUCCCUGAGCUUGGCUGGUUGACAGCUCAGGCUGCAGCCCAGGCCAUCCAGUUUAACCCAGCUCCGUGUGGCUGUGAGUAUAGACCUACAACUCAGAAGCCUGCAGCCAGCAAGCUGGGAUUGUUCUCAGUUCUUCCCCUGCCAAGCUACACAACCCAGGGCAAGGUUCAUGAAUUUCUGUGUCAUUGUGCUCAACAGCUAAGUGGAUGGAAUCAGAGCAGUCAGCUUGCAGGGGUUUGUGAAGAUCCAAUAAGCUACUGUGUAUGAAACCCUUACAACAGAGUGGUGUGCAGGAAACACUCAGUCACACCAGCAGUUUUUAAUAUCCACCUCAAGUUCACGGGAGGCCCCUUGGGGAUCUGGGCAUCAUCGGGCCAGAGCCUCUCAGCCUUUAUUGUUGCUGGGCCCUGCCUUCUCCUCCCUAUGUCUUUGAGUCUUUUAAGCAGACAUUGCUUGUGGACUGCUAAGGGAUGCCUUGGGGACCUGGAUGUCUGUCUUGUGUGCCUCUUUCAUGCAGAGAGCAGCUCCCCGCACACCUGGGAGGUUUUCCCCUGUUUUCUCAUUCUGCCUCUCUCCAUAGGAUGAUCACUGUGAGCGGGGCCAUGGAAAAGGCUCUUCUUCAGCAUUUCAUAUGCCGGAAACUGGAGAUUUCCUAUGCCAUACAAAAGCCAUUUCCCUUCUUUGAAGGCCUCCGAGACAAGUCCUUCAUCACUGAGAAAAUGUACAGGGAAUCGCUGGAAGCCUGUACAAAUUUGGUCCCUGUGUCCAGAGUGGUGUACAACACUCUCACCCAACUGGAGAAGACAUUUAACCUUUCACUUCUGCUGACAUUGUUCAGCCAAAUUAACCUGCGGGAAUACCCCAAUCUGACGGAGAUUUUCGGAAGCUUCAGAAGCGUGGGUGCUUCCUAUGGAGAGAGGAGCAGAACCACAGCCCUGCCACUCAAAGCCCCAGCAGAAAGGUACACGCUGCUGCCGCUGAUCCCACCUCACCCUCCCUCACUGAGUCAUCUGUCCUGUGCGCCCAGAGUCAGUGAGCCCAGAGCAGCCUUGCAGCAAAUCCACGUGACCCUGGAUGAACUGCCCAGCACCUCUGACCCUGCCACGCCUCCCCCUGACCUAAUCCAGGAAGGAAGAAGCACUCCAGCGGCCAGUGACAACUUAACACCUGAAAUAACUGAGGAAGAAGACUCACAAGAGAUGCCCAGCACUCCCCCUGGCGCUGGGCAAGUGGUGACAGAGAAUUCUCCAGAGUCAAAUGACCCAGAGGAGCCCCACGAGGCACCUAGCACACCUCCAAAGAAGAAAGGAAGAAAAAUAAGAAGAAAUAUCUGGUCAACUCCAAAAAGGAGACGUCAGAAAAAAAGCUGCCCGAGAGAGGCAGCCUCACCUGGGCACAGAAAUGAAGAGAAGCUCCCAAAGCAGGAUCAGGAGACUCCAAGGAAGGAUCACUCAACCUGCAGCUCGAGGGUAGUGACAAGGGCCCAGAAGGCUAGGAUCACACGUGCCUGGGCAUCCAGACAGGACCAAAAACCUAAAGAUGACCUCAUGGAUUUUCUGUCUCCUGAACUUCCUGUGACCUGUGGUACAGCAAAAGGGAUUUUAUAUAAGGAGAAAAUGAAGCGAGGCUCCUCCGAGAAGUGCAUCCAGAAUGAAGAGGGAGCGUGGUUCACACCCCAAGAAUUUGCCAUUAAAGGAAAAGGGAGAAAUGCAAAAAACUGGAAGUGGAGUGUGCGCUGCCAAGGAAAGACCCUAAGUCAGCUGCUGGAAGUAUUACAGUGACCAGAGACGGCAGGUGACGGGUUUAACCUUGGGAGGGACUCAAAAGAGGAGUAAAUGGCAGGUGUUCCUACCACAUUUCUGGUCGCCUUGUUAACUCUGAGCCUCUGAGUGUCCCAGCUCGAAGCCGCCCCUCACUUGGGCAGGGUGACUUCACGACAACUGCCCUAGCACCCUGCUGCCAGCACACUGCCACUGCUUUCAUAGUUAAUUUGGGUGGGGAAGAAAAUGACUCUUCAAAAUGAAAACUGGGGGCUGGGGUUGUGGCUCAGCAGUAGAGCGUUCGCUAGCAUGUGUAAGGCCCUGGGUU
Messenger RNA from Marmota flaviventris (yellow-bellied marmot), 2491 nucleotides. It is a transcript of the gene Sp110, whose product is annotated as SP110 nuclear body protein. Gene Ontology annotation, biological process: regulation of transcription by RNA polymerase II. Gene Ontology annotation, molecular function: DNA-binding transcription factor activity, RNA polymerase II-specific; DNA binding. NCBI's taxonomy places the organism in Eukaryota, Metazoa, Chordata, Mammalia, Rodentia, Sciuridae. Gene Ontology annotation, cellular component: nucleus. The record is from RefSeq and is a predicted model, not a curated record.